AUGACUACUGAAGCCACUUCCGAAAAGAAGCCACGUAAGAGAAAGGCAACCGAGGAAGUCGAGCGUAAGACGAACCCGGGACGUGCCGCGAAAACAAAGGCCGAAGAAGCUAAGGCUGCUGCUUCUACUUCUGCAAGCUCUGCCUCGGCAUCUAAGAGUAAAACCACGACCAAGAAACAAAAGACAGAGAAAAAAAGUGAUCUUCCCAAACUUAAAGUGUUUAUGGAAAACGCAAAGGACCUCAAGGUGGUGAUCACUCAGCCAAUCGAGAGUGAGGAGGAUCGGAGUGCCGAGGACAAGGAUAAGGAAGGCGAAGAAGCAAAAACUGCGGAGAAAGCCGAGACUUCAAAGAAUGGAGACAGCGCUGCCGGUGAACAUUUAUACACCUUGGAAGCUAAACCUCAGAAGAAUAGUACAGGCAGUUAUGGCUGGACAGCGACUAUUCCAAAAGGGAAAAUCAAGAUUCAUAUUGAUGGAAAGGAGGUGGAGUUACCGGUCACUGUUAAUCUCAACAUUACCGUUCAAGGGUCGAAGAAAUGA
Molecule: messenger RNA, 540 nt
Organism: Acaulospora colombiana
Lineage: Eukaryota; Fungi; Glomeromycota; Glomeromycetes; Diversisporales; Acaulosporaceae
Source: the annotation of a GenBank genome assembly